AAAUGCAAGUUGAGGGGGUGGGUGAAUUGCUGUUUACCCACGUAAAGUAAAACUCCAAUCUAGACGACUCAGAGUCAACACCGUGUUUGGCCGAGUCGUCUCACAACUUUGAAUCAAAUAUAAUUUCCCCUUUUCUUUUUUCUUCUAUCUGAAUUCUUCCAUUGCAACAAUGGAAACACCACUACUUGAAAUUCUUCAAAACCCAUCUUCUCCACGCAUUUAACGAUCCAUUUUCUUCACCGUUUCAUCAAUUGAAGCUGAUUUCUUCCAUUUUUUUAUUGGAUUCUCCGAUAGUCAACACCACAAGUCGCGAGGUGUUCGUUUUCUAUCUCCAUGGUGAAAAAUUCAGCUUCAAUGUUCUCCAAAAGGUGAAGAUCUGCUCCUUUUUUUUUUAUGCUUUUUUGUUUUGUUUUUUAACUAUCUAGCGCAAGCACGAAGCUCUUAUUGUUAAUGGCGGCUGCUUACAGAAAACCCCGGUUGAAAGGUGUAGCUGUUUGCCGUUUGAUUUUGAUAGGUAUACUCUUAGUUAUUCUGUUGAUGUUAUUACUUAGGACAAAUACGUUUAUAGAGCUGACUAGCAGAUAUUCAUCUGAAACCGAUCAAGGUGUUGGAUCGAAAUCGAAUCCCAACUUUUCUUCCGUUCCCAAUAAGAAUCCGAACCUCCCCAAACAGAACGAGUUUUCGAUUUCGUUACAGAAACGUAAUCAAAUGCCACCGAGAAACCUAGAUUUACACCCCACAUUAGCCAAAAAUCACAUAGUAAUCGUGUUAUACGUUCAUAACCGGCCUCAAUAUCUCCAAGUAGCUAUCGAUAGCCUCUCGAAAGUCGUAGGUAUAAGCGAAACGCUACUUAUCAUCAGUCACGAUGGAUACUACAAAGAGAUGAACAAGAUUGUAGAAAAAAUCAAAUUCUGCCAAGUUAAGCAGAUUUUCGCCCCUUAUUCGCCUCAUAUAUUCCCCAAUAGCUUUCCCGGAGUUUCGCCGAAUGAUUGUAAAGACAAAGAGGACCCCGCAAGGAAUAAAUGCAAAGGGAAUCCCGAUCAGUACGGAAAUCACAGAUCGCCGAAGAUUGUUUCGUUGAAGCAUCAUUGGUGGUGGAUGAUGAAUACAGUGUGGGAUGGUUUGAAAGAAACGAGCAACCAUUUCGGUCACAUUCUAUUUAUAGAAGAAGACCAUUUUAUUUUCCCUAACGCGUAUCGGAACAUUCAGUUACUUACGGAGAUGAAACCUAAAAAGUGCCCGCAUUGUUACGCUGCGAAUCUUGCACCGUCGGAUGUGAAGUCUAGGGGAGAAGGGUGGGAGAGUUUGAUAGCUGAGAGAAUGGGGAAUGUGGGGUACGCGUUUAAUCGAACAGUGUGGAAAAAGAUUCAUAGAAAGGCCGGUGAGUUUUGCUCGUUCGACGAUUAUAAUUGGGAUAUAACAAUGUGGGCCACCGUAUAUCCUUCGUUUGGUGGGCCCGUUUACUCGUUGAGGGGGCCUAGAACAAGCGCUGUUCACUUCGGGAAAUGCGGUUUGCAUCAAGGUCAAGGUGAGAAAAUGGUAUGUAUUGAUAAUGGUGUUUUCAACUUUGAAGUUGAAGAGAAUGAUAGAGUUCCGAAUCUUGAAUCGAAGUGGGGAGUGCAUGUAUACGAGCAUCAAACAGGUUAUCAAGCUGGGUUUAGGGGAUGGGGUGGCUGGGGUGAUAUUAGAGAUCGUCGAUUAUGUUUGGAAUUUUCGGAGAUGUAUUUGCCUUCAGAAGUAUGAGAUGGCUUUCCAGGUCAGCAUUUCUGGUGAUAACUUCAGUAGCAGCUAGCUGUUAUAAUAUAUUCUUGUUUUGUUUUUAUACUUUUGACGAGUUACUUGAUGUUUCCCACUUGUCUUGUAAGAAAUCGACAUUACGGUUCUCUGUUUUUUCUCAAAUUUGUAGGAUCGUGAUCUUCCUCGAGCAUUUUAUACGUCUAAUUUACUGAUUACACGGUUUAUAGAUCUCUUGUUUGC
Molecule: messenger RNA, 1977 nt
Organism: Erythranthe guttata (spotted monkey flower)
Lineage: Eukaryota; Viridiplantae; Streptophyta; Magnoliopsida; Lamiales; Phrymaceae
Source: RefSeq, a predicted model, not a curated record